AUGGAGGUGACUGAUUUCAUCUUCAAGGAGAGGGAGGAGGUUCUCCUCGUAGGAGAUUACAAUGCCUACCGGGCGCAUACUACCAGAAAAUUGCACAAACUCCGCAAGAAGCUUGGACAGACCACCGCGAAGGGUCGCAAGUAUACUGCCAAGCCAGCUGUGACUGCUGAGAAUGUUGGAAGCAAUGUCUCAUAUGUACACCUUUUGCUUCUCGGUUCCGAACGGGCUUGGGCGCAAGCCAUGCAUAUGAAGUCGACACACUCCGCAGAUCCCUCGGCCAAGGGUAUCUCAGGCGCCGCUAGACGUCACAUUAUCUCUCGGUUGAACAAGGCAACUGGAUAUGCGCAGCAUCUGGUCACGCUGCUCCACGAACAAUCGGUUUCCGGAGCGAGUGAUAUCGACAUCCUAGAGACUCGCGCCUAUCUUGCCAUGAUCUCUGGGUCUCUUUGGCUGGAAAAGCGCAAGUGGGAGCAGUGUCUCCGUGACUUUUCUAUUGCCAGAGUGAUUUACACGGCUCUGGGCCAGAGGGUCAAGAAGGACGCUUUCCGGGAUCUGCUCUCAGGAACUGUUGACCCGAGCAUGCGAUACGCCGCUUAUCAGAUGAAACUCCCUCGCUCCAAACCUACAUCAUCCCUGUCCAUUGAAUUCUUCCCGUCGGAUUCGGAGAUCCGCGCUGAGGUGGAGAAGAUUGCCCCUUCUUGCCUUGCCGAGGAAGCAGCUGGAACCCGACGCACUGCAGAGGGAGAAAUACAGGAUCUUCCCCAAUCUGUGACCUGGAGGUCACGAACCGUUCCUCUUGAGGAUGCUUCAAUUUCCCAGUCGCUAGCCGCUGCUUCAGCGGCAGAGGCUCGCCUGACAAGUUGGCUGGCAGACGCAGGAAAGUCUGCUACUGACAAGGAGAAGGCUGCUGCAUAUGAUAACGUUAUUAUUGCAAGCCAAGAUGCUGUUGACGCUACAAAAACUGCCAUUGAUGACCUGGCUAAUGAGGGUGUUGAUCCCAGCGACAAGAGAAUGCAAGCCCUGCAGAUCACCCGAACUGCAGUUAAUUACACUCUGGUUGGAUGGCGAGUGGGACGCAACCGGGUCUUGUGUGGCCACCAGGACGGUUUGUCAUUCGAAGAACCUAUAGCUGGAAAGGAAACCAAGCAUACUGCUAGAAAUGGAAAGAAGUUGAACAAGUUGCGUGAACGUGUUGUUCUAUACGACUCCACACUUCAAAGUUUGGACUUCAUCCUCGAACUUCCCGGUGUUGCGGCCGAUUCAGCCUUUGUGAAGGACCUGGAGACAAAGCGACACUACUUCCGUGCUCUCAGAUGCCUUGCUCUGGCAAGAUCUCACGGGGUUCUUGGCAAAUCUAAGGAGGCUCUUGCACUUUUGUCUCAGGCCUUGAACCUCGCCGGUUUUGCUAUCCCCCAGUCCACUGAUCUUGAGGGUCCCCCGAAACUCGACGUCUCCCGGGCGCAAUCUGGUGCCCUUGAAUCGACUUUGCGGGAAAUGGUUGCUCAGUACCGGGGACUGGUUACUCUAGAGCAACUCCUUGCUGAACAGGCAUCACAGUCUAGUCAGCGUCCUGUGGUGGAACGUCUGCAACAGUUCUCCGCCUCUGGAGUGGAUCUCAAGAACCUGGUGCCCUACCCACCUCAGAUGCAGCCUAUUCCUGUGAAGCCGCUAUUCCUCGAUGUGGCAUGGAACUACAUUGACUACCCGCGUGAGGGUCAGCAACAGGCGGUCCCAGCUCAGAAUGCACCCGCAGCUGCCCCCGAAGAAGAGAACCAGGGUCGUCGUGGAUGGUUUGGAUUUGGCCGUUCAUAG
This is a messenger RNA of Penicillium antarcticum, 1812 nucleotides long. RefSeq names its product signal recognition particle subunit SRP68. NCBI's taxonomy places the organism in Eukaryota, Fungi, Ascomycota, Eurotiomycetes, Eurotiales, Aspergillaceae. Gene Ontology annotation, biological process: SRP-dependent cotranslational protein targeting to membrane. Gene Ontology annotation, cellular component: signal recognition particle, endoplasmic reticulum targeting. The transcript is spliced from 3 exons. Gene Ontology annotation, molecular function: signal recognition particle binding; 7S RNA binding; endoplasmic reticulum signal sequence receptor activity. The coding region runs from base 1 to 1812 and encodes 603 amino acids. The record is from RefSeq and is a predicted model, not a curated record.